Messenger RNA from Humulus lupulus (European hop), 1929 nucleotides. RefSeq lists its product as uncharacterized. The transcript has 2 exons. The coding region runs from base 723 to 1799 and encodes 358 amino acids. The record is from RefSeq and is a predicted model, not a curated record. Lineage: Eukaryota; Viridiplantae; Streptophyta; Magnoliopsida; Rosales; Cannabaceae.
CAAAUCAAAAUUGAAGAACGAGAAGUAGAAUCUCAAUCGAAGUUGGGUUGGUCAAACUUUUACGCCCCUUCUGGGAACAUAAUCUAACAUAUCAACAUUUUCCAUUAAUUUACUCUCACAAAUUAUAUAGAUAUAGAUUUAGAUACAUACAGAGAGAGAGAGAGAGAGAGAGAGCCAGUAUUCUUUCGAGAGUAUGGAGAGAAAAGUAAAAAAAAAAAAAAAAGUUGGGUAAGGUGAAGAAAACCUAGUAUUAAUAUUUCAAUUUACACUUAUUAUCACUUCAUAUCUCUCAUAAAUGUGUACAUACAAUUUAAAUAGUUUCUCUUUAUGUCAUUACGCCCAUUUAACAAUGAGAACAGCAGAUUCCCAAUCAUCCCCUCCACCCUAAAGGAAACACCCAUAAUUGCACCCAACAAUAAUACUAAUACAACCAUAAAAACCUGAGCUCUAGCUAUAGUACUCUACUAUACACUCCUAUAUAUAUAUAUAUAUAUAUCCUAAUAUUAAUCAUAUCAUAUAUAUAUAUACCCACUUCCUCUCUUUUAAACAAUAACUCCUCUUAAUUCUCAAAAAAAAAAAAAAAAAAAACAAUAACUCCUCUCCCCUAUCUUUUUUCCAAUAUCAUUCUUUUCAAACUAUAUAUAUAUAACUACUCUACCAUAUAAUAAUAUAUAACACACUCUUUCUCUCUCUCUUUUCUUAUUUUCUUUUCUGAUGAUAUUAUGGAUCCUGCUAAUUCAUUGAGCACCACCAAUUCAGUAAGUGGGUUUUACAAUCUUCUGACUCGAGAACUCAACAAUCUGAACCAGUCAUUCCUCUCCCAUAACAACAACUUGAUGUCACUCCAGUUCCUCCAACAAGUCCUCUCCUCCCUCCAGUUCGCCAAUUCCCAGUUGACCGUUCUCGUUCAGAAGCUCCACUUGCCCACCGGCGACAAAUGGCUCGACGAGUACAUGGACGAGAGCUCUCGUCUCUGGGAAGCCUGCCACCUCCUCAAGUCCGGCGUCUCCGCCAUCGAAACCUACGUCUCCGCCGCCAACAACAUCGUCUCCGCUCUCGACAAUAAUCCUCAUCGCCAUUUCAGUCCCGCAAUGUCUCGCCAGGUUAUACGGGCAAUAAGUAUUUGCCAAAGGGAAACGGUGGGUUUGGAAGAGGACAAUAGAGUGUUGAUGGAAACAAGAAUUCAGCCAUUGUUAUCGCUCUGCGAUCUUAACGAGAAUGUUCCAAUGGAUUCGAAGUUCAAUGGGUUCGGCGGUUUUCGCGGUGUUCUUCACGCAAUGAGGAAAGUCAGCUCAUUGUUACUGCUCAUUUUGCUUAACGGACUCGUGUUUUGUUGGCCUGAAUUAUUCAACUUCGAUCACCAUCAUCAUCAUCAUCAUCAAGGUGAUGGUUAUGGAGGACUUAACAACAACAUGUUAGUUAUGGGCUCGGAAGGAUUUACGGUUUCCAUGUCGAGAUUGAGGCAAAGAGUUGGGAGCAUUAUGGAGCAAUACUUCGUCGACGGACCGCACACGGCGGCUGGAAUCAUUCUCUACGAGUUCCGGGAAUCGAAAUCUGCCAUGGAAGAGCUCAAAGGAGAGCUCGAAAGAAUGGUGGAGUUUGAAGUGGGUGAUGAUGAUGAUCGCCGUAACAUUCAAGAGAGAAUUGAUAAAUUGAAAAGAGGAUUUGGGUUGUUAAGAAAUGGGGUUGAGACUAUAAUUGGACAGCUUGACGAUUUCUUUGAUGAAAUAGUUGAAGGAAGAAAGAAGCUUUUGGACAUGUGCUCUUCUCACCAUCACCAUCAUCACCAUCAUAAGUAGAAUAGGCUAAUAAUUAAUAAUAAGCCCUAGCUAGCUAGUUAGAGAUCGUGAGAAAAAUGAAAGACAACAAAAGAAGAAAAAAAAACCAAAUUAAUUAUCUAAAAAAAGAAUAUGGAAGAUUUAAUGUUCA